GACAGGUAAACGAGAGAGGUGUCACAUUGCACAGAGGGACGCGUCUAAGAAAAACAGACGAGGAGUAGAGAAUAGAGGCCACGUCUCAUUUGCUCAACUCUACAAACCUCUAUUUAAUCGUCGUUUCUUCUGCACAAGUCCUCACCGUGUGCUCCUUCCUUCUGUUGCUUUCAUAUCUACUUUUCAAGAGCAAGAAAUAUUGUACCAGGAAAUGGGGGGGUUGGUAGCCUGUAACAUGUCGAUGAUGCUGUUGCUUCUGCUUUGCUCCAUCAGCAGUACAAGCGUCGGUGACACAGAGGCAAAACAGAAGUCGGACGAAAUGAAACACGAGACAGAGGAGGCCUUUCAGACUGGCAAAGAACAUGCGAAAGAUGAAUCGUCGUCAUGGACCAACUGGGCCAAGGACAAAAUAUCGGGAGGACUGGGACUGAAACAGCAGGAGGAUGCUACGGAGCAAGCAGGGGAUGCGAUGAAGAAGACAAAAGGAGGCGGGCAAGAUGACCAAACACGAGGCAGCAUGCUUGGUGCAGGUGCUGGGAAGUGUGCAAGAGAGAAGGCAGCAGAAGAAGCAAAAGGGAAGACGGAGGAGGGGUCGAGCAAGGGCAAGGAGAAGGUGGAAGAUCCAAAAGGGAAGACGGAGGAGGAGGAGGAGGAGGGCGAGGGUAGGGAGAAAGUGAAAGAGGAGAAGGAGAAGAUGAAGAUGGAGGAGGAAAUGAGAAAGGCUGCCAAGGCAUAUGAGGAGGCAAUGAAGAAGGCAAGGGAGUCAUACGAGAGAGCCGAGGAGCAUGUCGCAGAGAAAGGGGAGGAAAUGAGGAAGGGUAGCGAAGCAUAUGAGGAGGCAAAGAAGGCGGCGAAAGAGACACACGACAGAGCCAAGGAGUACAUCACCGCCAACUACGAAGCAGCAAAAGAGAAGACGGUAGAGUUUGUGGACAAGGUCAAGCAAGGAGCGGCUGGUGGUGGCCAGUACCAUAAUAGGGAAGAGGAGCUCUGAAUCAUUCACCUUAUCAUCUUCCCCCAAAACAAAACUCUCCCCUCUCUGUCUCCUCCUACUUUACCAUGCUUUGGGUCAGAAUUUGAAUCAUUCGGACCCAAGAACCAGACCCCCUCCCUCCCCCCAACUUUACCCUCUUCCCUUGCGUCUUAGAAGAUCUCCUUGAGAGAUGUCACAGUUAAAAGUGGUGGACGUGUUCUUGAGUUUAUUUGGAGUCUGGUGAUUAUAAUACGACUGCUCAUUUCCUAGGUUGUAUAUCUACCUUUUGUGUUAAUGUA
Amborella trichopoda is the source of this 1272-nucleotide messenger RNA. NCBI's taxonomy places the organism in Eukaryota, Viridiplantae, Streptophyta, Magnoliopsida, Amborellales, Amborellaceae. The record is from RefSeq and is a predicted model, not a curated record.